Molecule: messenger RNA, 3216 nt
Organism: Electrophorus electricus (electric eel)
Lineage: Eukaryota; Metazoa; Chordata; Actinopteri; Gymnotiformes; Gymnotidae
Gene: gfra4b
Product: GDNF family receptor alpha 4b
Biological process (GO): nervous system development
Cellular component (GO): signaling receptor complex; external side of plasma membrane
Molecular function (GO): signaling receptor activity
Source: RefSeq, a predicted model, not a curated record
UCGCGCGGUCUCCCUCUCGCCAGAGCUCACGCGCAUUCACGCUCUCCGAGCUCCGCGUCUCCAACAGUUGCUUCCUCCGCGGAGUUUGAAGGGACCUGUGAUAUGAUCGCUAGUAUGUUCCAGGACGCGGAGAAAUAUUAGAGUAAGCUUACUGGACUCUGCUUCCCCUAACCGAGGACAAAUUUCACUAAAACCUUGAUUCUAAAUACAGCGGUACAGGUCAUAAUUUAGUGUUUAUUUUUGUAGGGUAUUGGCGAACGUCGACCUAUAUUAAAGCGUUUGGAAUUUUGCGCGUUUCCAACUCGUUUUGCGUCACAUUUUGAUAUGUGCUCCGCACGGACGAGGGACUCGUACUUCACACGGUAACGUCAGAUAUACGAACAAAGCGACUGUGCGAUAUUUGGAAUUAGAUCUCUUCAGAAAUCUUAAAGAAAUGGACCUGAUUAGCAUCUACUUCGUUCAUCUAUUGUUUUCAGCCCUGCAGGUGCUGCUUUGUGCAGGCAGAGACUGCCUGCUUGCGGGGGACACAUGCUCCAGUGAUGACAGCUGUAGCCCUCGUCUGCGGACCCUGCGUCAGUGCGUGGCUGGUGACGGCAGCGUCAAGCUGGGCCCCGGCGCCCGCAGCCAGUGUGCCAGCGCUGUGUCCGCCUUGCUGUCCAGCCCGCUGCACGGCUGCCAGUGCCGACGUGGCAUGAAGAGGGAGAAGAACUGCCUCAGUAUAUACUGGAGCCUCCACCAGUCCGGCAUGCACGGCCUCAACCUGGUGGAAAGCUACCCAUAUGAAGCCAUGGCCAGAGGUUACGACUACGUCCGACUAGCUUCUAUCACUGCAGACUCAGAGAGCGGCGUGUCGGCAGUGAACCGCUGCCUGGACGCGGCCAAGGCGUGCAACGUGGAUGACACUUGCCAGCGCUUGCGCACGGAGUACGUGUCGGCGUGCAUCAAGCCAUCGGGCCGCGGUGGACCGUGCAACCGUUCGCGCUGCAACAAGGCCCUGCGGCGCUUCUUCGACCGCGUGCCGGCGGAGCACACACACGAGCUGCUCUUCUGCCCCUGCGCCGAUGUGGCCUGCUCGGAGCGCCGCCGCCAGACCAUCGUGCCCAGCUGCUCAUAUGAGGCACCGGAGAAGCCCAGCUGCCUCACGCAGAUGAGGCUGUGCAGGGCCGACUACGUGUGCAGGUCCCGCUUGGCCCAGUUUCAUCACGACUGCCAGCCCGAGGGGCAGUCCGGCAGCGGAUGCAAGCAGGGGAAUUACGCCGCGUGUCUCCUCGCCUACACCGGCCUAAUAGGGAGCUCCAUCACCCCGAACUACGUCGAUAAUGCCACUUCCAACGUGUCGCCAUGGUGCACAUGCUCGACAACAGGCAGUCAGAGAGAGCAGUGCACAGAGUUCCUCGAUUACUUCACUGAAAACGUCUGCCUGAGGAACGCUCUGGUUACGUUUGGGAAUGGAAUGGACCUCACGCCCACCCCCAGCCAACUGGAACAUCUAAGCCCUGUGACGGACAGGGGGGCAAGGCACACCACUCUGGGGUUCGUCUCCAUGGAUACGGAGGAGAACGUAGCAAGCCCAGCCAUACCUACACAGGACACAGAGAAUGAGAGACUUUGGGGUGAUACCACUGUUCCCUUCAGCCCUCACUCUGGUCAUGUGACUGCCCAGGUGGGGCUGCCACUGCUGGCCUUCCUCCUGCCUCUCUUCCUCCUCCUCACCUCCCAUUACUGACGUGAGCCGACGGACAUUCGGGGCGUCUCCUAGAAAGACCCUGGGCCAACGCACCAGUACUUUUUAAAUUCGAUGACUGAAGGAGAUGGACGUUUCCAACACGUCUGACCCAUCAUGUAAUCAUUGCGUUUCAGUGGAAGAACGAAGUCCUGUGAGCACCAGCCGGGGGGGCGGAGCUCGCAACGCAACGCCAUUCAUUCAUGGAUGUGAUGUAUGGUUGCAUCUGUCUUGGGCGCAACUAGGAGUCAUACUUGUACAUAUGUACAUAAUGUUACGCAGCACCGGUAGCAGAUGUGUUUGUGCGUGAGCAGCUCCAGUGACGUCUUUGAGCGGCUUUGGAAGGAUGACAUCUGUUGAAUUCUGAGAUCCAAAAUUGCUAGUCAAUGCUCUGAAAUUGGCUGCUGAUAAAAAGUGUGGAAGAAAGAACGGACGUCUCGUGUUUCUGUUUGUUUUUUUGUUUUUUUCCCCGAGCUUCUCACACAUCCCAUCAAGCAUUUAGAGGUAGCCCUGAAGGAGACUGGGAUUUAACAGCAUUCUGUUCGAGCUGACUGUGGAGAAAGACGUAUGCUGGUUCUGAUCCAUACCAGAAGGGCGAAGCCCAGGCUUGAAGUAAACAGUGAGUCCAGCUGAGCUUCAACCAGUGUUCCAGUGAAUACCUGUUUCUAGAUCAUUCUGAGAUGUGCUGUGCAUUUUCUAGAAGACCUACUUUCUCUGCCUGACCCACGUCAGACAUAAAAAGAGCGUUUGCCUUCGGAAAAUGCGAAAUUCUCUGUGCUACUCUGGUCGGAUCAUUCUGAGAUUUCCACAACUGCGAAGCACUUUUCCUACGAAUAUUUUCGUCUAAUACAGCAUUCUCAAUGAUUAAUCCUGCGUAUUUGGAAGUUUUACUUUCUCCAACACACCUGAUAUCAUCUGAGAAGUUAAAGUGAAGUGUGGUAGACAAAAUGCUAAACUGUGUAGCGUUCUGGCACAACAGGACUAAAGUUUAAGAGCAGCGAUUGUGCAUAAAAUUAAAGGUGAUGAGACCAUAUACAGUAAAUAGCCAUUUCUGAAUUGCCUCUCCCAACACUGAGGUAAAUCAUACAGUGUUGAAAUCGCUCUUACAGUGUUUAUUUAAAUAGAAGAUUUCCACUGGUAAUUUAAAUAUCUACAAGCAGUAUUACAAUGUUCUUGUAGCUAUGCCACAACAUGUAUAGCUACAGUGCAACGUGUUUUUCUGCUAAAAACAACUUUGAUUUCUGCCUUGUGCAUUUUCUCACCAAUUGUUUUGUGUGUAUGGAUGCGCAUCGCUCUAUGAUGUUACCUCGUGUCACCACGGCAACCUUGUUGUAACGGUUACACAGAGUUCAGGGAGGGUGUGUUGGACAGAGGACCCGCCGCUGGUCAGACUACGUCUUGUAGCACCAGCAAAAUGCUACCAAUUAGGGACCAUUCUGAGGUUCACCUCAGUGUCUGCCAAUAAAGGAUGCUGGUUCAUAAAAAAACCUGUU